GCUUGCCUAUCACACACAUUCCUCCAGUGUCAAGAAGUCAUCCUUGGAGGUCACACAUGUCUCAAUCCUGCCUGUUGAUGUCCUUAAUGAGGGAGUCGUGUCUACACUGAAACAAAGUUUCCCAGAUGUGACUGAGGUUCAUAUGGCAAACAAUGUGUCUAGCUUGGGUAUACGUUACUGCGAGGGGAUGAUUAUUGUACACGGAUCUGCAGAUGGACUGCCUAAAUUCCAUGAGAUCAUUAAACUUUGCAUUGUUAAGGAGAAGUUGUGUUUUCUGGUAAAAGACGCAUGUGCUUGGUACAGAGAGCAUUAUGGUGCUUUUGAGCUGUCUGCCUCGCCCAAUACAGAGGUUGCCGUUAUUGAGCUUGCUGACUUGGUAGACCCCUAUCCCCUUGUUGACUACAUGGUUGGGAGUUUGCGCAUGGUAAUGUUGAAAAGAUUCAUCAUUGUUAAAGGUGAGUAUCAUUUUUAAACCUAAAUAGUCUGAGCUCUGGAUAGCAGGCUCUGACAAAAACUGUAAAACCAUUUUUAUGUUCAUCUUUGAUAUAAUCCUAAUGUGUUUCUUUCACCUUGUUUCUGCUCUAGAUUAAAAGGUGUUCCAUAAUGGCAGGUCGGGCGCUUCUGCGCAUCAUCUUUGCCGACCAGUCUGACUCUAGAAAACUGACCCUGGAUUCGGGAAUCCCAGCAACAGUUGAAGAACUGCACACAUUUGUCAAGACAUCUCUUCAAUUGAAAGAGGACUUCCGUCUGCAAUACAUGGAUGUUGACUUUAACGAGUUCAUGAAUCUUACAUCAGUGUCUGAAAUUCAGGAUAAAAGCACACUGAAAGUAAUUUACUCUCCUAUAUUGUCAAAUAUUGAGCCCUCCAUCACUUUGUACACAGUUGACUCAUUUGAUAAGACCUCAAUUACUGGAAGCUCAGAGCCUCUAAUCCCUGAAUCAUCAAUAGCCUCAUGCUGCAGUGAUGAUAUGGUGUAUACGUCAACCCCGCAUCCAUCCCCUGAAGCUCAGGCCUCACAAUUGUUAUCCUGGCCCACAGUUUUUGUGGUUCCUAAGCUCACCUACGAGGCUGAAUUUGAGCUUCAUCUAAAGAAUGCAGAGUUUGAGACAACUGGUACAUACUUCCAGCCUGGCCUAAAGCUGAAAGGAGUCAUUCUUGAUGGCCUAGCCCAAGAAAUGAUCAAAUUCACAAAAUAUCCGAAAGACUAUCAGUGUGAAGAGGUAGCUGCAGCGUUGACGAGGGCCCACCCUUGUUUGGGGCAGCUAGGAUCCAAGACAGGAUUUGGGGGGUGGAAACAGUCUCUUAAGUACAAAAUGCAAAACUAUCGUACAAAGCUUGGCCGUCUUGGACAUCCUGAAAUCCUUGUGAACUCCUUAAAGCACAAGAAAACAGGCCAAGGCAAAGCUGCAGCAAACAUAAAAAAACCAAGAAAAGCUGAAGUAAACUACAUUCCUCUGCACCCAAAAGGCGAAACCACAGAAAGCUUGGAGAACGAGAGAAUUGCCUUAUUGUCAGAACUGAAAAAGCGUGACAAUGAAGUGGUGAUAAAAGCAAAAAUGGAAAAAACCUUCUCCCACAGACGCCUUGAGAUUGUGGAGCAAAGGCCUUUGAUAGGGGACUUCAAAUGCAGAUGGCCUGCUCUGUUUCAGCAGAGUGAAGUGAAUGCGGAGUUUUUGAGGAUCACAACAUCACCACUUCAAUCAAAGUUCAUGUGGCAGCUGGACCACUUCUCAGACAAGCUCUUGAAGAUCUUCAAGACCAAAGGAGGAGUGAAGGGGCACAAAAUCAAGGAAGCCCUUGCAAUAUCAGAUUCGUUUGAAAACAUCCACAUCAAGAGGGGGUGCAUCCUGCGAAGCAUCGCGAUCUACCUCAACGAGGAUCCAGACUCUUUUUUUAAGGAGUAUCAGGCCUCUGCCUCUGAAGAUGCCAAGAGGGACAUGGCAAACACAGUCAUGGGCAUAUACACACUUCAAAGAGAUGUGGAUGGGCAGCCAGAGGACGUGGGAAUUGUCAUCGAAGGCAAUAUAGUCAUGGACAACUUGGGCAGCGUGAUUGUGGGGUUUGUCAUGCUAUUGGGACUUAUUUAUGCCCUGGAUUUGAGCUUUCCGGACAACCUCAAACACACCUUCGAGUUCAUGCAGAAGGUAGUGAUGAAUCUGGAUGGGCACAAGCUGAAUGGUAAAAUCGAAAGUCUGAAGAUCAAGUUGUUCGAUUGAAAUGUGAAAAAGAAGUGACUCAUGAGUUCAUUGUUGUCAUUUAUUCACGAGUUUCCUAGUCAGAGCAGAUUGAGCCGUUAUAUCAAUCAUUUGUUCUGUGCUUUUCUGUAUUUGUUUCAACACACUGUAACACUAUUUCCAUAUGUUGGUGUUUGCAGUGCACUCUUUAUGUUAUGUGUUAUUGUCCUGUUAGAAGAGCAGUGCAUACCCCUGUUAUAUUGUAUUCAUUGUAUUUGGCAAAGGGAGAUUUGUAAGUUAAUUAUAGGAGUUCCAUUUCUCUGCCAUUUUAAAAAUGGUAUUAUCUUUCAGAAAUGUUUUUCAUCUUUCAGUGUGAAUUCAUUCAUUUUAAAAAGACUGUAUUGAAUGGAGGAUUGUUUUGAAUAAUGUGAAUUUAAAAAUAAAAAAAACUAAACCAUGUUUUCUAUCAUGUGUAACACAUUUUUAUUAAAUUAUAUUU
Molecule: messenger RNA, 2674 nt
Organism: Gymnodraco acuticeps
Lineage: Eukaryota; Metazoa; Chordata; Actinopteri; Perciformes; Bathydraconidae
Exons: 4
Coding region: 604-2217 (537 amino acids)
Source: RefSeq, a predicted model, not a curated record